UUCCAAACGACGCCGUAGGUGAAGUGUCCCAGGAAAAUCAGUAAAUUGUCCCCUUAUCCUGUCACUGCAAAACUUCCCAUCUCCAGUCCCUCCAAUCCAACAAAGAAUGUGAAUGCCCAGUACCCAGAACUAAAGUCCCUUCAAUCCCAACAACAAUGCUUUCAUCUUCUUUAAUUUCCUCACCUUCACUCAACUCCCCCUCCCCCACAGUCCUCUCCUUCACUCGCUCACUAAACUCACCAUUUCCUAAAUUCCAUAAACCCCUCCACCCGCUAACCAAAAUUCCAGUUUUAUCAGUAAAGGCUCAGACUUUGGACUUCUCGGGUUCAUUUUUUGAAGGUGGCUUGGGUGCCGAUGAUGACCCCCCAAUUUCACCCGGCUCCGGCAUCGCUGCCGUUGAGGAUAAAGAAGAGCCCCAGUGCCCACCUGGGCUUCGACAAUAUGAGACCAUGGCGGUGUUGAGACCCGACAUGUCUGAAGAUGAGCGCCUCACUCUUACCCAGAAGUAUGAGGAGGAUACAGCUUACAGUGUGGAUGGUGUAAAGGACACCAGUGCUGAAGAAGCGAGUUUUGUCAUGUCAAAGUUUGUGAAUAAUGUUGGAAUACCAUCUGUCAAGUUGCUUGUUGCUGGUGGUGGUAUGUAUGUAGAAGUGUUCAAUCGAGGGGUCAUUCCACUUGCUUACAGCAUCAGAAAGAAAAACAAAGCAGGAGAGACGAACACUUACUUGGAUGGAAUUUACCUUCUCUUUACCUACUUCACUAAACCUGAGUCCAUGGAAGUUCUCGAGUCAACAAUGAAGGCAGAUGACGAUGUUAUUCGGUCAAUGAGCUUCAAAGUUAGGAAAAGGAAGUACUGAUAUAAGUUAGUUUGGUUCGUUUAUCUGGUUGAGAAAGGAGGGCAGGUUGGAGUAGACAAACAUUUCCUGAGCUUGAGAACUGGUGUAUUUUGCUUGCCAUUUUUACUUAGAAUUGAAUUUAAUACGACACAAUCAGUCUACUGGGAAAAGCACUACUCAUUUGCUUGUAUUUACAGUGGAGCCUGAGAUUCUUGUACAUCUAACUGCACUGAUCUGUAAGUUGAUUUGGCUUGUUACAAUGCCUAAUCUUUUAAACACAUCUGCCUGGGGCAUUCAAUGCUGUCUCCAGUUUUGCUGUA
This is a messenger RNA of Coffea arabica (coffee), 1156 nucleotides long. Its product is annotated as small ribosomal subunit protein bS6c. Lineage: Eukaryota; Viridiplantae; Streptophyta; Magnoliopsida; Gentianales; Rubiaceae. Gene Ontology annotation, biological process: translation. Gene Ontology annotation, molecular function: structural constituent of ribosome; small ribosomal subunit rRNA binding. The record is from RefSeq and is a predicted model, not a curated record. Gene Ontology annotation, cellular component: ribosome.